CUGGGGCCCUGGCUCCUGCGCGCACCCUCGGUCGCCGGGUCCUGGAUCUACAUGGCAGCAGCCAUCACUGGCUAUAUGAUUGCCCGCGAGCUCGAGCCUGCCCGGCCCUCCGUGCCGAAAGAAGCAACCACGCUGCCUCGGCGGAGCGAUCUGCCGAAAAGCGGAGAAAUCUCGUCCGCAACUCCCGUGCCCCGGCGGUCCUUGGGCGGAUCGUCUUGAU
This is a messenger RNA of Aplosporella prunicola CBS 121167, 220 nucleotides long. RefSeq lists its product as uncharacterized. NCBI's taxonomy places the organism in Eukaryota, Fungi, Ascomycota, Dothideomycetes, Botryosphaeriales, Aplosporellaceae. The record is from RefSeq and is a predicted model, not a curated record. The coding region runs from base 52 to 219 and encodes 55 amino acids. The transcript has a single exon.